Messenger RNA from Musa acuminata AAA Group (dessert banana), 2092 nucleotides. RefSeq lists its product as uncharacterized. The record is from RefSeq and is a predicted model, not a curated record. Lineage: Eukaryota; Viridiplantae; Streptophyta; Magnoliopsida; Zingiberales; Musaceae. The transcript is spliced from 2 exons. Gene Ontology annotation, cellular component: membrane. The coding region runs from base 726 to 1703 and encodes 325 amino acids.
UUUCGCUGUGCUGUUACUUGGCCAUCGCUCGUGAGCGUCCAUUGUUCUCAUUCCCUUCUCUUCUCUGCUCCUCUCUUUCCACUAUUACCUUGUUCUACCAAAAAGGAUUUCCUUUCCUUUUUCUUUCGUGGUUUUCGAGAGAUUUUAGGGUUUUUCGGAGCCUUUACCUCGCUGUGAUUCGGUCUCGAUCGCUGGCAUCCUGUCCAUUGCGGGUGAGAGAUCAGUGUUUGCCUUUCUUGGCGAGGCCUCCUCUGUUUGCAGCGUGAUUUGGGGCUUUGUUUGGGAGGAUUUCUCCUUCGGUCGUCGCUGCUGAAUCGGACUAAGCUUGUCGGUUCCUGGAUUGGUGGGCAUUGGAAAAAGAUCGACUUUUUCCUCUAGCUACUGGGUGCUUUGAGCUCCAGACGCAAUUUUGCAACUAUAUGGUGGUCUGCAAUCGAUUUUGGAGCUCUUUUGGGGUAUUCGUGUUGAAGAGGGUAAGAAAGCAGAGGCAUUGCUGUAGUUUGAAGCAAUCUUGGCUGUAUCAUGGUCUCAGUUAUGCAUGUUUCAGUGUUUUGUUCAUCCUUGGUCAUCUGCAUUGCCUCCAUGUACUCAGUACUAGAAUUGAUAGAGGAUGAACAAGAUCAUGUUGUAGUCUCUGUGAACCGUUGCUUCAUCCAGAUCUUCUAGUAGUAAUAAGGAAUCCAGAUAUUAGCACUGUAAUCCAUAUUGGAGAUCAUCCUUUGAAGAUGCGAUCUGAGAUGUUCUUAGUACCCACUGAGCUCGUUCGCCACGUUAUGAUUCUCCUCGCACUCCUCGCGGUGUUAUUUGCAUACCAGUAUGAGGCCCAAUCUCCGAGUGCAUCUAUGGACACUGCAAGAUCGUUGGAUGCUCUCCUUCAGGACUAUGCUUACCGUGCGUUUGUUCGCCCCCGGACUGGAAUUACCUAUGAUGGUGCUGUCCCUUCCAAUCUCACGGGCAUCAAGAUCGCAGCAUUAAGGCUCAGAAGUGGGAGCCUGAGAAAGAGAGGAGUUACGAGUUUUAAGGAAUUCAAGAUACCGGUUGGCAUCAUUAUACAACCUUAUGUGGAAAGGUUGGUACUGGUUUACCAUAAUCUGGGCAACUGGUCUUCUUCCUAUUAUCCUCUUCCUGGUUAUACUUAUCUGACUCCAGUUCUCGGUCUCCUUGCUUAUGAUGCUGCAAAUUUGUCUGCCACAAACUUGCCUGAAUUAAAUGUUGUGGUGUCAGGAUCACCCGUUUCUGUUAAUUUCAGAAAUGUUAUCCCAGUUCCGAAUGGUGCAAUUGCCAGAUGCGUGUGGUUUGGAUUAGAUGGCUCGCCACGUUUCAGAGACUUGGUAUCAAGCGAUGUUUGUUCCACAUAUCGACAGGGCCACUUCUCCAUUGUGGUUAAUUCUAGUGAGAUUGCACCUUCCCCAGCACCAAGUGUAUCCCCGGGGCCAAGGCCAAGCCCUGGUGGUUCUAAGAGCAACAAGUCUAAGGUGUGGAAGAUUGUUGGCGCUGCGAUUGGUGGAUUUGUUGCUUUAGCGUUAUUGGCUCUACUCAGUUAUUGGAUCCACAGGUAUAAACAGAAUAAGAAGAUGGCACGAAUGGAGCUGCAUGCAGAUGCCGGAGUAUCAUUACAAACAGCUAGGGUUGGAGAUACACAGGUACCUGUGGCUUCAGUGACAAGGACACAGCCAGUCCUCGAGAGUGAACUUGCUGCCUAAGUGCUGUUAUUGCAUCAGUCAAUGAUAUAAUCAGGCAGCUAGCUGAGAACCGUCCUUCGUAUGUUUCAUAUGCCUACAAUCAUCAGACAGCCAUUGCCAUGUCCCUGUUGCCCUUAUGUUUGUUGAAAUGAAAUCAUACGGGUCAGGUUCUGCACUCAGCACUUGAGCUAGACAUUCUUUUGGAAAGCUGUUUAUGUGUUUCGAUUGCUCCAAUUCGUGAUUGUUCACUGUUCUCAUAUUCUUCUUAUUAUUUGAAAUGCCUACUUUCAUGUAAAAACACCACAAAGCAGAUGCCAUUUCUUGCUACCUGGAACUGUUUCAAUUAUUUAUUUGUUGGCUAUCAUACUUAGAGUGAUCUUGCUAAUAUAAAUGAAAUAUCCUUCAUUUUG